Solea solea (common sole) is the source of this 5139-nucleotide messenger RNA. RefSeq lists its product as uncharacterized. The record is from RefSeq and is a predicted model, not a curated record. The transcript is spliced from 7 exons. NCBI's taxonomy places the organism in Eukaryota, Metazoa, Chordata, Actinopteri, Pleuronectiformes, Soleidae. The coding region runs from base 1325 to 4054 and encodes 909 amino acids.
UGCCGUUUGUCACGUCUUUGAGUACAUGCUGCCCAUCCCCUUUGUUUUCAUUUGCAAAGCUGUUUUUCAACUUUGGUAACUGUGAUUUGGACAAGUCUGGGAGAUGUAUUAACAUACCUAUUGUUAUAACUUUACCAAUUGAUCAGCAGCGCCACCCUGGUGCUCCUCAGGGUGAGUUUCAGCUCGUCCCAAGAUUAGAUGAAUUGAUCUCUUUCAUGGAGUCCACUUGGAGUGUCUCUGAGAAAGCCAUAUUGUUUCAUGUGUUAAUUAUGAUGCCUUUACCUCAACAGAAUGAUCAAUACUGUGGUGUGAUUCAAGGAGGGGACUGUGUUUAAUUUACACUGAAUGACCCACUGACUGUCUACAGAUAAGUGGUAAUGUUAUUGUUACUAACUGAAAGUUUGUUGAAAUACAGUAUCAGUCCUUUAUGACAUUGUACUUUACAAUUAUUUUUAUACAACUUGCAAUAUUAAAGGGAGAUAUUAAAACAUCACAAUGGAUAGUAGACACAGUAGAAAUUAUUUGAUUAGAUUAUUGCAUGCCCUAAAUCUAAUUAUGAAGGCCUUAGCUGAAUGAUCACAGGAAACCCUUUGUAAAUCAAUGGUUAUACACAAGGCAGUUCAUUGGCAUACAUGCAUUUUCUCUUUUAAUGGUUUAAACUAAAUGAACUGUAUUAAAUAUACAUACAUUUAUAUAUACUGUACAUGAAGUUGAAGAAUGAGGUGUAACAAACACGUGAGCAAAUUCAAAUUGACUACAGGUUAUACCAGUGGGUUAAAUGAACCCCUCUAUAGAUUCUGUCCAGAGGGCUUGGUUCGAUUGCCUCCUGUGUGAGGACAUAGGCCCCGCUUUUUUCCCUGGUUCAGUGAGCAUGCAGCUGUUAAAUCAGGCAUAAUGCAAAAUCAAACCACCCUGCAGUCAGUCAUACAAUCCUGCUCAUGAGCCAUGAUGCCAUUAUUCUGUAGCCAGACACUGAGGGAGACAAACGUGUUCGUGGUAGAUAUACAAACAAUCCAACAAGUAGAGUCUUUGCUAAAAUGCGUGGAAAUUUAUAUUUAGUUGAUACUUUUAGAGACAGGAACUAACUUACAACACUACCUUAGUGUAUUCAGAAUGACAGAUUAUUGCCAGGUCUGAAGUGAUGGACUUUACAGCUCACAUCUACAGAUAAGUGGCAACGUUGCAGAGAAACAUAUUGUUAGAAAAAAAGGGAAGAGCCUCAGAGAGGGGAAAACAGCUGAGUACCAACACGGACCAAUAUCACUGCUUCCUGUACACCAACCAGUACAGCAUUCACAGCAUACCAUCAGGAAAGAGACAGGUGAUGGAGAUGUUUUUUAAGCCCGUUCACAGCCCUUCUACCCUGGAUGAGAUCAAGCCAAGGAGGCACCACCACCAUCACCAGUAUCACCAUGACUCACAGUCACACAGGUCGGAUGGGUCAUCCCCGUCUGCUAGGUACACACUGUUGGAUGAUACAGACAAAAGUGCAAAUGAAAGACAUGAGCACUCCCACCACCAUCAUCAUGGUCACCAUCUCCACGACAGCCCUCACCACGAGGCUCACCGUCGUCAUCACACACACCAACUUCCCCACAGUGAAGAGGAUGAGAUACAUUACAACCACCACACCCCAGUAACCCUCUCUAGGUCCUCAUCCUCUUCCCUUUCUUCAUCUCCUUCCUCCACCUCCUCUUCUUCCUGGUACACAGAGGCAAGUGCAAAUAAUCCUUUCUCUGUACUCCAUGCUGCGCGGCCACAGCAUUCCCUAUCUUGCUCCAACAUCUUAGAUGUCCGCAGAGGUUUUCAGGAAGAUGACAGCAGUGAGCCUGUUGUCUUUGCCUCCAUUAAACAUGGCACAAAGGGCAGUGUUUCUCAUGAGAUUCAUGGAAGCUCUCAACAAAGGCAUGUUUAUUCUUCUCUUGACCGAGGUCACAGCAGAAGUGAAGAAGGCCCUCUAAAUGAAAUAAAUAAAGAGUGUGAUCUUGAGGGAGAAUACUCCAGGUCAUCACACAUGAACGGGCCGUUGUACAAGACAGCUAGUCUAAACCGAAGUCUGGCUUUCAGUGAGGAGGACAUUUUGCUUGGGGUCUCCAGAGGCCCCAAAAAAGCAGUGUCGUCCAGUCAGCUACCCAGCAAGGGGAUCCUCAAGAACAGGGAACGUCCUACUGACAUUCGCAAGGCAAAGUCGAUGGAGGUGCUGUCGCCAAGAGUUUCCAAAACACAAGAUCUGAAAGGACAGAAGGAUAAAGGGGUCACUCAAGCUGAGAUAGAGCAAGCCAGGUCCAAUUUUGUCCAAGGAAAGUUGCAGUUCUCUGCAUUUCUAGAUGAGAUAACAAAACAGGUUAUAAGUCCAUCAGACCUCACCAUAUUGGGUGUGAACAAAAGCAAAUCAGCAAGGAAGUCACUUGCUCCAGGACUUCAGACAGAUAGUCCAAUCAAACCUCAGCUCCCACCCAAGAAGCACAGAGAGAGCUCAGGAGAUGAGAGGGAGCAGCAUCCGAAACAUCAAAACAGACAGGAAAAAUUGGCUUGCACUGGCACUCAGAAUCAACUAGACUUCUCCAGUCCUGAUAAACUAAUCUCUUAUUCAGCUAGAAGCCAUGAUGGUAGCCCACCCCCUCAUACCCUGCCUUAUUCCACCAACCAUAACGCUCACCAUGGAAGCAGGCAUAAAAACAGGAAGCCAUCGCCCACUGGAGGUUCUGUGCAAAGAGACAGGUUUGGUAGAUCUGGAUCUCACUUUACUGAUGGCACCAGCAACAGCCCUGAGCCCAGCCAACCCCAACAACGCCACCACCGCCAAAAGCAUCCCACUGCCUCCCACCUUCCACACACUCAACAUUUCCACCAGACCCCACCUCAGCAUGUGUACCCAGAUUCUGGACACCAAAGACCUGCCAGCGCCUCAUCAUCCUCAGCCCAGUGUGCAGGAGCAGGCCAUGGGUCUGAGUCUUCGUCUACUAAAUCGGAUUCAUCCAGGGCCAGAGAUACGGCUUCCACGGCCACCAGUCACAGUUCAGAGAAGAAUGGCAGACACCACUCACACAUGGGCAUGGGCCACUCUAAACAAUGCAGGGACACACUGUGUGAGGCCAAUCAUCUCCAGGUGUUGCAGGAAGAGAAUGCAGAUCUUCAGCAGAACCUGCUGCAGACAGUUGUUUGCAUUGAGAGCCUGGAGGCGGAGUUGCAGAGAACCAGGGAUGAGCUCAGUCACGUCAAGGAGAAAUAUAAAAGUCUUCUGGAGACGCACAGUGGAACCAAGCAGGCCAAUGACCUGCUGGGUGAACACCUUCACAUAGCGUCAGAGAGUCUGAACAGUGAGAGGAAGCUCCUGUUAAAUCGCGUGUCCCAGCUGAGUUCAGAGUUGGAGGCUUCUCACAGGACCAUCGCUGCCCUAGAGAACAUCAAUGUGCCGUGCUUGAUAAAAGAUUUAUUAGAGAAGCACUUUUCCUCAGCGGAGUCCAUACAGAAGUUUGUGAGAGCCUCUGCUCCAAUCAGCUGUUCUGCCACCUCUCCACAAGGAGACGGCCGAUCCCACACAACAAAAGGGGAUGAAGAGUCACAUGAUCGGCUGACAAGCCCAGAGACAGGUCCUCAGAGAGUCACUGCUUUCAUGCCAUUUAAACACGGGGUGCCAAAAACAACAGCUGAGGCCAGUCUCUCAAAUCAACAUGAGUCCACCCACAGCCAACCUGACAUCAGCACUGCUAUAUAUAAGAAAAUGGCUGCUGGUUAUGCAGCGAGACCAAAACCUCUUUAUCCCCAAAUUCAGCAGCAGCAGCAGCCUCUUGUGGGCACUUACCAAUGUGACACCCCUCCAAACCUUCAGCCAACCAAUGUGGGUGGUGAAUUUUGGGGCGGAGAGGGAGGAGUGAAGGUAACACUUUUAGAGCAUGACAUUGUAGAUGUGACCUCCAUGACAGCCCAGCAGAUCUUGAAUGAUUUCAUGGAGCAGCUGCAGGUCCAUAAGGACGUGGGUGGGGGAACAGGGCCACAUGUCAAGCAGGAGUGGGUGGGAGGAGCGAAACAAACAGGCAAAAUGGCAGAUUGAAAAUUUCAGCCAACAACGUGGCUGAAGGAUUAUAUAUUCAUUAAAAAAAACCUACAUCUUUUGUAACAAGAAAAGUAAGAUGCAAAGAGCCCAGUUUGUGUAACACUUUAACACACUGAACAACCAAUAUAGAAAUAUAGUUUAAUUUCAAUCAGGUAUUUAAGAACAGUUCCCUCUAAAACUGUCAUUCUCUCCCAUAUUUACAGAGCGUAUGUUAAUCAUAUUAUAUAUUACCUAUGAUAUACACACAACAAUAGUGAGAAUUGGUUUCUGUCUUUAAUAAUAUUAAAGAUUUAAUGCAAUAUUCUGUGUUUAAUGAUUAUGUUUCAAAGAGAGUUUAACGAUACGGGGUACAGUACUGAGCUCCUUAGCUGCAGAUGAUCGUAGACUAUAUUGAUAUAUAUGAUAAAUAUGAUUAUGUUAACUCCUGUUGCCAUGGUAGAUUUUAGAUUUUAUGCAAUUCAGCUGUGUGUAUCAAUUGAUUCAAUAUUAUUAACACUAAUACCGGCUAGACUUUUCAAGUAUAGAACUAUGUUGAGAGACUCACUCACACUACAUAGAAAUUAGUGUUAAAAUUAUCUAAUAAUAAAUGUUUUUUUUUCUUUGUAAUUGUUAGUUUUUAAUGAAUGGAAUAACUUUUGAACUACACAAAGCAGAGUGUUAAAAUAUUUUCAGGACAUACCAAACCAACAUUUUCUUUAAAAGUUCAAAUCUUGCAUUGAAUAUAAUUUUAAGUUGGUGUGAAAUUACUACAUUUUCUGUGUAGAUAUAAUUUAUUUACCCCAUGUUUCUGUAUAUAAUACACAAGUAUAAAAAUGUUUAAAUGUUAGACUUUUGAAAUAGUAGGAUGUUCAGGGGUUAAAGGUUAGGCAGAGCACAAAUGUACAUUUCAGAUUCAGUGUUGCAUUUCUGUAAAUUUGAUGUGAUAAUGUAGAUUAACUAAGGUUUAACAGCAGCGUAUUAAUAUUAUUUCAAUGUGUAAGACCCUCUGAUCUAUGCACCUGUGACUCCUGUUAGUCUUCCUUGAUUGAAUUUGUAAGUGUGUCAUUGCAGCUGUUCCACCAAUAAAAACGUAUUUGACUUAU